CUGUACGACUGGUAGUCCGCUAGUCCAGGCAUCCCCAUCUGAUUUUGUCACUCCGUCGGAGGUGAGAUCCGGGCGUCGAUGGAGGGGAGCUCGGGGCCUCGCUGGCCUCGCCGGAGUUCCACCCAAGAGGUAGGCAGCCCUGGCGGCGGAGCGGACCUCAUCAGCGCCCUCCCCGACGAGGUGCUCCUCCUCUUCCUCGCCCGCCUCCCCUGCGCCAGCGCCGCCGCGCGCACCAGCGUCCUCUCCCGCCGGUGGCGCGGCCUCUGGGCGCUCCUCCGCCAGAUCGUCUUCCGCGACGUGCCCUUCCCCUCGCUCGAGGCGGCGCUCGGCCGCGUCCUGCCUCCCCCGCACGCGGUUUCCCUGCUCGAAAUCUGCGUCCCCGAGGAGCAGCGGACAGACAGCGCCGGCGUCAACUCGCUGCUCCGCGCCGCCGCGCGGCUCCAGCCGGAGAAGCUCGACUUCCGCCUCCCCUCCCGCUUAACCGGCCUUGCUUUCGCAGACCGUCUCGUCGCCGUCGACCUGCCUUGCUCGCACCGCGCCACCUCCAUCUCGCUGGGCCUCUCCACCCCCUUCUCCCUCCGCGUGCCAGCCGGCGCUCAGUUCCCCGGACUCGAGGCGCUGUCCCUGUCGUACUGCACUACCGAGCUCGACGCCCUGCUCUCCUGCUGCCCGCGCCUGCGCACGCUCCGCGUCACCAGGGAUUUGUUUCCUAACUACAAGUGCGACAUUAUGGUCAACUCCCCAUCGCUGCAGGAGCUUGUUGUGCACCACCGGAUCAGAGAGACACAACGUGUGGACAUCGUUGCGCCCGCACUUAAGCAAUUGGCCCUCUCAUUUGCCAAUGGCGGGGAGAUCAGCAUCUCCGUCCUGGCACCAAUGGUGGAGAAGGUUUCGUGGAACUGCUGCUACUUGGGGCACCACAUUGUGUUUGGUCUUUGGAGCCUCAAGACGCUGCGGCUACAGACGGCAGAGAGACAAGGACAGCUAUCCUCGCUGCAAAUUCAUGCCCGUGCGGACUCGUUUUUACACGCUCAGGCGGACAACUUUACGCGGGAGAUAGAGAAACAUAUGGUUGUUGCCUUCUCUUGUUUAGAGCUACAUCUCACAGCAAAGGGGCAUGCUUUUGGAGGGUUUGUGUUUCAUCUCCUUGGGAUGGAUAAAAUUCGUGCUGCUACACGGAGGCUUAAGGUCAUCUUGAAGAGAUCAGCGAUGGAAGGAGGAUGCCGGCUACAUUGUCCUUGUAAGUUUCGGAACUGGAGGUUUGAGACUAUCUCCUUGGCUGCUCUGAAAGAAGUGGAGUUCGAUGGCUUCGAAGGAGAGGAUCAUGAAUUUGAUUUAUUACAAUUGAUACUUGGAUGUGCACCGACGUUGAAAAGAAUGAGUGUGCAGCUGUCAGAAGAGACCUCGGCAAGUCAUGAGGGAUGCGCAAAGAUAUACAGCAUCUUCAAGGCAUGUUCAUCUGUGAAAUGCGAUGUUUAUCACAGUUCUGGGUUAAUGCACGACAGCCAAAAUUGCCCGUCGAUGAGAUUCUCGGGUGUGUUGAUUCAGGGUGUUCAUUGACAAGGUCUCAGGACGUUGCUUGGUUGCUUCAACCGAUCAUCCGGCAUGCUCUUUUGUCAGUGUACUGUACUAGCUAUAAUCUAAGGUGCUCAGUUAAAUCUUGUGUGGUUUCUAUGCCAUUUGACUAUUGAAGUUAACUGCAGUCUAUCUAUGUCUUCAGUCAAUUACUUGAAGGUGAUUGUCAUUUUAAA
Messenger RNA from Triticum urartu, 1751 nucleotides. RefSeq names its product putative FBD-associated F-box protein At5g56560. Gene Ontology annotation, molecular function: protein binding. Lineage: Eukaryota; Viridiplantae; Streptophyta; Magnoliopsida; Poales; Poaceae. The record is from RefSeq and is a predicted model, not a curated record.